AUGUUCCGCACCAACGUUGCCAUUCAAAUUUUGUUCGGUGUUCUUUGUGGGAUUAGUCUGGUUCUGGCAGUGAGCAAGCAUCGUAUCUCUGAUAUACACCCUAUUGAGUUACUUGUCAACAAUGGUGAAAUUCAACAUCACGAAUACCUUGUUCAGGCCUCUAGGAGCAAGACUCUUGGAGACGCCGUCACCGAAUACCAGAAGCGAUAUAACCAGCAUCCACCACCGGGCUUUGUCGAAUGGUAUCAGUAUGCUACCAGCCGAUCGUCAGCUAUCAUCGAUGAUUUCGACCAGAUAUAUCAAGAUCUACUUCCAUUCCGAGCCCUGGCUCCGGGGCACAUCCGUGCAAUGACCCACGAACUAGCCACAAAUCCUUUCAAUGAUCUUGGUGGGAUUAGAAUUCGCAACGGCACGGCCAUGGUGCAAGAAGGCAUCAAACCGACCCAUGCGUGGAUGGUGGCGGGUGCCGCAGACAUGAUGAAAAACUUCACCAAAUAUCUCCCAGAUAUGGACUUGGUCUUCAAUCUGAACGAUGAACCGCGUGUUGCAGUUCCCUGGGAGAAAAUAUCAUUGCUGAAACGGCAGACUGAGAUGCAAGAAAUGAUCUCGAAAGAACGCAUGGUGCGGACUUGGUCGAUCAACCGAGAGAAGGGCUGGGGCCCGAUUGAGCCUGCCGAUCAAAUCAACAUUACCGUAUUCACUGAUGAAGCAUGGAAAGGUGUUUUUGACCCUUAUGUGAGCGCUGUCUGCCCGCCCUCGUCGAAGGCGCGCUCCCAGAGAAUCUGGAAUCGUCGUGAAAUCUGCCUUUCGUGCGUGGCUCCUCAUUCUAGGGGCCAAUUCCCCCUGGAUUUCAACAUCGCUUCUGAAAUCUGCCACCAGCCCGAUCUUGCCUUCCUCCACGGUCUCCUUAUCUCCCCUGCCUCUUUCAAGGUGUCACAGGAACUCAUCCCAGUUUUCAGCCAGAGCGCUCUCACUGGAUUCAAUGACAUUCUCUUUCCAAGCCCGUGGAACUACAUCGACAAAGUAAAAUAUCAACCCACAGACGAACACCCAGAUCCAGAAUACAGCCAGAAAGAGAACUCCCUCUACUGGCUCGGCAGCACAUCAGAAGGCGUCAGCCGCUUCGGCGAGUGGACAGGCAUGCCACGCCAACGCUUCGCCCACCUAAUAAACAACAAUACUAACAAUCAGGUCUCCGUCCUGCUCCCAACCGAUUCAAAUGAAAAUUUCUUCCGCUACGAGGUGAUGGAUGGCAGCGCCCCGACCUCAGACCUACAUCUCCACACCGCCGUCCAUCUUGCCGACCCAAUCGUCCGCUGCGGCGACUGUGGCGAACAAGCUGCAGAAAUGGGCACCGCAGGCUGGGCAGACUUCCAAGCACACUGGUCGCGCCGCUUCCUGUUCGACCUCGACGGCGCAGGCUUUAGCGGCCGCUUCCUCCCUUUCCUGCACAGUCGCAGCCUGCCUCUCAAAACCGGUCUGUUCCGCCAGUGGUUUGACUCCCGCGUCACCUCGUGGUUGCACUUCGUCCCUGUCGAUAUCCGUCUCCAUGGACUGUGGAGUACGCUUGCGUACUUUGCGGGCGUACCUGCUGCUGCAUCUGAGAAGAGUGGUCCUAAUACCCAGAUGCGCAUGAAGGCGCAUGAUGAGCAGGGGAAGUGGAUUGCAGAGGAAGGGCGGAAGUGGGCGAACACAGCGUUGAGGAAGGAGGAUAUGGAAAUUUACUUCUUUCGGCUGCUUUUGGAAUGGGGUCGGCUUACGGAUGAUCAGCGUGAUGUUCUUGGGGUUGGGGCUUGA
Penicillium digitatum Pd1 is the source of this 1797-nucleotide messenger RNA. RefSeq names its product putative capsular associated protein. NCBI's taxonomy places the organism in Eukaryota, Fungi, Ascomycota, Eurotiomycetes, Eurotiales, Aspergillaceae. The record is from RefSeq and is a predicted model, not a curated record.